This is a messenger RNA of Ilyonectria robusta, 1557 nucleotides long. RefSeq names its product amino acid transporter-like protein. Gene Ontology annotation, biological process: amino acid transmembrane transport. Bases 1 to 1557 code for a protein of 518 amino acids. The transcript has 2 exons. Gene Ontology annotation, molecular function: amino acid transmembrane transporter activity. The record is from RefSeq and is a predicted model, not a curated record. Lineage: Eukaryota; Fungi; Ascomycota; Sordariomycetes; Hypocreales; Nectriaceae. Gene Ontology annotation, cellular component: membrane.
AUGGAGAAGAGCCCUACCCGGCCUCCCUCUGCCCAAGGCUCCAUCAGAGACAAUGAUGACCAACUCCAUCGCACUCUGGGUGACCGGCAAGUCCAGUUCAUCACGAUUGGGGCCGCUAUGGGAACAGCCAUCUUUGUCCUCAUCGGGACCUCUUUGGCGCGUGCAGGACCUGCGGGUUUACUGCUCUCGUACACCUUCUACGCGUGCAUCCUUGGCCUUGUCAAUAACUCGGUGGCCGAAAUGGUUGUCUUUAUGCCCAUCAGUGGAUCCUACAUACGCAUGGCAUCCAAAUGGGUCGACGAUGCUUUCGGCUUUAUGGCUGGAUGGAAUUUCUUCUUCUACCAGGCCAACCUAAUUCCUUUUGAGAUUUCCGCCAUCAACAUCGUUUUGCAGUUCUGGAGGGAUGAUAUCCCGACUGCAGCUGUCUGCGGUGCAUGCGUUGUCUUGUAUUGCAUAACGAAUCUCUUUGCAGUCAAGUACUACGGCGAAAGCGAAUUCUGGCUAGCCAUCGGAAAGCUCAUCCUCAUCGGCGUCGUCUUCGGAUUCACCUUUGUCACCAUGUGCGGCGGCAAUCCUCAGCACGACGCUUACGGCUUUCGAUACUGGAAUAACCCGGGUGCCUUUGCCGAGUAUCUGGGAACAGGUGCUCUCGGAAACUUCCAGGGGUUUCUUGCUGGCAUUUGGAUCGCCGUCUUCACUUUUGCCGGGCCCGAGUAUGUGGGCAUGGUCGCCGGCGAGACCAAGAACCCGCGAAAGCUGCUGAACAAGGCAUUCAAGACAAUCUACUGGCGGUUUGGAAUUUUCUUUAUCGGCAGCGCCCUCUUUGUCGGCAUCGUUUUGCCAUACAACGACCCAACCCUCACAGCCGGCUCCGGUGUUGGCGCUGGAGGCUCUCCAUAUGUCAUCGCCAUGCAAAAUAUGGGCAUCAAGGGUCUCCCUCACGUGGUCAACGCGCUCUUGGUUACGAGCAUCUUCUCGGCAGGCAACGCAUACACCUACUGUUCCACGCGUACGCUCUACAGCCUGGCACUGAUGGGCCAUGCACCAGCGAUCUUCAAGAAGUGUACCAAGAAUGGUAUUCCGAUUUACUGUUUUAUGGUCACCACUCUAUUUUCGCUGUUGUCAUUCCUAUCAGUGUCUGAAGGGACUUCGCAAGUCAUCACAUGGCUUGUUAAUCUCACCACUGCAUCUCAGCUGAUCAAUUACAUUGUGGCCUGUACAACAUACAUCUUUUUCCACCGAGCCAUGAAGGCUCAAGGAAUCGAUCGGGACACACUCCCAUACAAAGGGUGGUUUCAGCCCUAUUCGGCCUGGAUCGCGACAGUUCUCCUAGGCCUGAUUCUAUGCGUCUACAGUUACGCAAUGUAUUUGCCAGGGCAAUGGGACAUUGGAUCUUUCUUUUCAUACUAUACCAUGUGUUUCGUUGGGUUAUUGACAUUCACUGGAUGGAAGGUAUACUGGAGGACCGAAUUUGUCAAGCCUGAGGAGGCUGAUUUGGUAUGGGAUCGACCAUUCAUUGACUUGCAUGAGGAGUCAUUACGGGUGUCCGAAGCGUGA